This is a messenger RNA of Rosa chinensis, 946 nucleotides long. RefSeq names its product tRNA-uridine aminocarboxypropyltransferase 2. The transcript has a single exon. Bases 1 to 798 code for a protein of 265 amino acids. NCBI's taxonomy places the organism in Eukaryota, Viridiplantae, Streptophyta, Magnoliopsida, Rosales, Rosaceae. The record is from RefSeq and is a predicted model, not a curated record.
AUGGAAGCUGAAGACGACGAAUUCGAAACCGCCUACAACGCCACCUCUUCGCCGCCGCGGAGGCCGAGGUCCAUCUGCGGCAACUGCAACCGGCCCGGCCCAGUCUGCCUCUGCCAGUCUCUCCCGGCCCAGCCCAUCCCAACCCAAACGCAAAUCAUAAUCCUCCACCAUCCUCACGAGGCGCAGCACAAGCUGUCCACCACGCCGGUCCUGACAAAAUGCCUGGCCAACUCCACCGCCAUCGUCAGCCGCCGCCUCAAGCCGGGCCUGUCCCCGCUCCUCGACCAAUCACCUUCCGCCAUCUACCUCUUCCCGCCCUCGAAAUCCUCGCCGUCCGUCAGCUUAUCCCGUCUCCGGAUCCCCAGCCAGUCGCCGGUGGUGGUCGUAGCUUUCGACGCGACGUGGAAGCACGCGAAGGAGAUGGUGAGGGCGAGCGAGGGGUUCCUGUCGAAAUUCGCGAGGCGGGUGAGUUUGGAUGUGGAUGAGGAUGUGAGGGGAGGGAGCAUCUACGACUCGGAGUUGAUUCUGAGGCAGGAGCCGUUUGGUGGGUGCGUGAGUACCAUGGAGGCCGUGGCCAGGGCUCUGAGAGUGCUCGAGCCCAAUGGGCUGGAGAUUGAGAGCAAGCUUAUUCGGGUUUUGAGGGACAUGGUGGCGCUGCAGGCGGGUUUUCUUAAGCCCGUGAAGCACAGGCCCAAGUUGUUGAAGAAAGGGAAGGAGGAACAGAGGCCCAAGAAUGAGACUCACUCUCAUGAGAGUUCCCUGAUAGUUGGUGAAGGUCAGUCACUCAGCUUUGGGUGAUUAUCAAUUUUGUAUCUUUUUUUUUUUUCUUCUCCUAAGGAGUGAGUCCAUUAGGCUAAGUUCUGAAGACGGGUGAAUUAGUGAUGAUUAGAAUAGGUUUUUAGCUAAGUAAUGGCUACCGUGCCUAUGAUGAUUCCGUGUUUUUCUG